Molecule: messenger RNA, 933 nt
Organism: Eufriesea mexicana
Lineage: Eukaryota; Metazoa; Arthropoda; Insecta; Hymenoptera; Apidae
Product: transcription factor rough
Exons: 4
Coding region: 1-933 (310 amino acids)
Biological process (GO): regulation of DNA-templated transcription
Molecular function (GO): DNA binding; DNA-binding transcription factor activity, RNA polymerase II-specific
Source: RefSeq, a predicted model, not a curated record
AUGUCGACGAAAGCGGAAGGACCAUCAUCUCCACGACAAUUUUUUGCGCGGAUUUAUGGACAUCUCGAGGCGAAGAAGGUGGAUGGUACCGAUAACGAUGACGAGGAAAGGUCCAAACCGAAAUCAAGUUUCGAUUUUUCUUCGAAUAUUCUUCUGUAUAAUAGGAACACGUUAGAUGCGGACAAUUCGUGCAAUUCUUCGAACGAUGAAGUUACGCAAGUAAUGGGCAUAAAAGAGAAAUCCUCGGGGCGAGGCGGAAAACAGAAUACCAACGAAACAAAUGCCUUAACGAAUGAGAAAGAGAAGAAUUCGAAUUUCUUUAAUUUGAGAUUGCCAUUGCUCCACGAGCUUCAGUCUGGACCGACUAAUCACCCUGUAUUUUUGUCACAAGUCACGUAUCCGUCUGCGCUUCCGCCACAUUUGCAUAAUUUACCAUAUUUCCCAAGCUCAGAGCACCAUUUGCAAGGAUUCUCAGCUUUUUUAGCUCGCAAAAGAAGAAAAGAAGGACGACCACGAAGACAAAGAACAACUUUCAGCGGUGAACAAACGUUAAGAUUGGAAGUUGAAUAUCGUAGAGGGGAAUAUAUUUCUAGAGGACGAAGAUUUGAACUUGCUACAUCCUUACACCUUACAGAAACGCAGAUCAAAAUUUGGUUUCAAAAUCGACGCGCCAAAGACAAAAGAAUAGAGAAGGCACAGCUUGAUCAAUAUUAUCGGAAUUUUGCAAUUUCCAGCGGAAUGAUAAAUUUACCAAUUUAUGGCAGAAACGGAUUUUGUGAAUUCUGCUUUUAUAAAAAGACAUUUGGAUCUGCUGCCAAUCAUUCCUGUACUUCGAUGAGUCCUAUUACUGGAACUUUCUUGAAACAACCACAAUGUAACAACGGUGAAAGUGAAAUAUUAGACAGUGCAUCAAAUGUAUUGUUUUCUGUUUAA